This is a messenger RNA of Mobula hypostoma (lesser devil ray), 3148 nucleotides long. RefSeq names its product ankyrin repeat domain 40 (gene ankrd40). Bases 59 to 922 code for a protein of 287 amino acids. The record is from RefSeq and is a predicted model, not a curated record. NCBI's taxonomy places the organism in Eukaryota, Metazoa, Chordata, Chondrichthyes, Myliobatiformes, Myliobatidae. Gene Ontology annotation, molecular function: protein binding. The transcript is spliced from 5 exons.
GAUCGGGGAGGCUGAGUGGAGUCGGGGCGGAGCGAGCGAACAGGGGGCCGGCGAAGUGAUGGCGGCCGACCCGCAGCUGGAGCUGGACGAGCGGCUGCGGGAGGCCUGCAGUAUCGGCGACGCCGAGGCGGUGCGGCGGCUGCUCGACAGCGGGGCCCGUGUUAACGGGCGGAACCCCGUCAAUGGCUGGACCUGCUUACACUGGGCAUGCAAGCGGGGUCACCAGCACAUCGUGCCUGACCUGCUGGAUGCUGGGGCUGACAGUGGAAUCCUCACCAGCAGGGGUGAAAGUGCGGCCCAGCUCACAUCCAAACCAGAGAUCAAAGCAAUGUUAGGAGUGGAUGAGGACCCAGGGCCGGCGGUGAAUGGACGUUCAGAGCUCCCAAUCGUUCCCAACUACCUGGCUAACCCACCCCUUCCAGUCCUGGAGAGCCGGAGGGGCUACAUCUCCAGCCCGGGCAGCGGUUCACCGGCUCGCACUGCCCACACGCAGCCGGUCCCCACCGUCACCUACCCUCCACCAGCAUUCGUGGCGGCAGCAAACCCUGCCCAGUCCCAGCCGCUCUUCUGGAUGGGAGCACUGCCUGAAAAUGAGCAAGAGCUGGUGUUGAAAGUUCGACUGUACAACCCGGCGGCCGAGCAUAACGACUUCAUCGAGGUGGAGCUGGAUCGCAGGGAGCUGACGUACCAGGUACUGCUCAGGGUCACCUGCCAGGAGCUGGGAAUUGGCCCAGAGAGAGUGGAGAGGAUCCGAAAACUUCCCAACACACUGCUGAGGAAGGACAAGGAUGUGACGAGGCUCCAGGACUAUCAGGAGCUGGAGUUGGUGCUGUUACGCUGUGAGGGGUCUGUGCUGUCGAUGCCGGGGGCACUGACUGAGAGACCCUGCUACAACCCGGGGGCAGCCACACUCAUCUACUGACUGCUGCUCUCGAUACUGCGGCCAGCAGCGGCCCGGUCCCAGCCCGUGGAGAGGGGAGGGCACGGCGGUGGGGCAGGUCGGCAUUUGCAGGUCCGGUCAAGCGAGGAGGGCAGCACCACCUCUCGUCUCGGGUCUGGGGGAGCUCAGUCUACCGUCUGUUUAGUACAAUUCGGGAUGGGGUUGAGGUGGUGGUGGUGGAGCUGCCCGUAACUGUCUCUGUCCCACACCGUUCCCCUCCCCCACACAUCUCUCCCUCUCCCCCACACAUCUCUCCCUCUCCCCCAGCUGUGUCUAUCUGUCCCUGAGCCCUAAACUCCAGCCCCAUCACCUCCCUCCCUCUCCCAGCCUCGUCCAUCUGUCCCUGAGCCCCACACACCAGUCCCGUCAGUUCCCUCCCUCUCCCAGCCCCAUCACCUCCCUCCCUCUCCCAGCCUCGUCCAUCUGACCCUGAGCCCCACACACAGGUCCCGUCAGUUCCCUCCCUCUCCCAGCCCCAUCACCUCCCUCCCUCUCCCAUCCUCAUCACCUCCCUCCCUCUCCCAGCCUCAUCCGUCUGACCCUGAGCCCCACACACCGGUCCCGUCAGUUCCCUCCCUCUCCCAGCCCCAUCACCUCCCUCCCUCUCCCAGCCUCGUCCAUCUGACCCUGAGCCCCACACACAGGUCCCGUCAGUUCCCUCCCUCUCCCAGCCCCAUCACCUCCCUCCCUCUCCCAGCCUCGUCCAUCUGACCCUGAGCCCCACACACAGGUCCCGUCAGUUCCCUCCCUCUCCCAGCCCCAUCACCUCCCUCCCUCUCCCAGCCUCGUCCGUCUGACCCUGAGCCCCACACACCGGUCCCGUCAGUUCCCUCCCUCUCCCAGCCUCGUCCACCUGUCCCUGAGCCCCACACACCGGUCCCGUCAGUUCCCUCCCUCUCCCAGCCCCAUCACCUCCCUCCCUCUCCCAGCCUCGUCCACCUGACCCUGAGCCCCACACACCGGUCCCGUCAGUUCCCUCCGUCUCCCAGCCCCAUCACCUCCCUCCCUCUCCCAGCCUCGUCCAUCUGACCCUGAGCCCCACACACCGGUCCCGUCAGUUCCCUCCCUCUCCCAGCCCCAUCACCUCCCUCCCUCUCCCAGCCUCGUCCGUCUGACCCUGAGCCCCACACACCGGUCCCGUCAGUUCCCUCCCUCUCCCAGCCUCGUCCACCUGUCCCUGAGCCCCACACACCGGUCCCGUCAGUUCCCUCCCUCUCCCAGCCCCAUCACCUCCCUCCCUCUCCCAGCCUCGUCCACCUGUCCCUGAGCCCCACACACCGGUCCCGUCAGUUCCCUCCGUCUCCCAGCCCCAUCACCUCCCUCCCUCUCCCAGCCUCGUCCACCUGUCCCUGAGCCCCACACACCGGUCCCGUCAGUUCCCUCCCUCUCCCAGCCUCGUCCAUCUGUCAACCCCACCACAGCCCUGCUCUUUGACUCAGACCCACCAACGGGGCCCACAUCAUCGUCCCUUCCAGUCGUGCGUCUCCCACUGACGGCCCUGGUCCCACCCAUCACCCAUCACCCAUCUGCCCCGACCAAGACCCGCCGACUUCUGCUGGCCCUGCCCACCCGCCCACCUCUGUCCUUCAGGCUGCUCACCCGUCGCCCUCGGCCCUGCUGUUCUUCACCGGUGACUGCACACAGGUCCAUGUGAAUGCGACAUGCCCUCUCCCAUGCUCCUGGCACUGCCCACAGGCACAGGGCUCAGCCAGGAGCGGUCCCAGCGGGCAGUGGCCCUCCCCCACCCCCCAUUCCCCUCCCACACACCCCACAUUUUUAUUUCAUCUUUUGACAGACGGGACUAAACCGGAAACGACCUUUAAUUUUCUAUCUCACACCCUGUUCUCGGUGAUCUCGGGGGGGCGGCAGAGUUCCCAGACCCUGGUACAGUGGCUGACAGCUGACCGCUGACCACCACUCCAUCAGCCUGUGCAUUUAGAUAUUGCUAUUUUUCUAUACACCUCACUUUUCAGAAAUUAUAACUGCACAAUAUUAAUUAUAGUUACUAAUAAAACUUGGUUUGCAUUUAAUGCAGAGACUGAGAACAAUGUCCAUAAGACCACAAGGCACAGGAGCAGAAUUAGGCCAUUCAGCCCAUCAAGUCUGCUCUGCCGUUCCAUCAUGGCUGAUCCCAGAUCCAAAAUGCUGGAGGAACUUAGCAGGUCAGGCAGUGUCUAUGGAGGGGAAAUGCCGACUGUACUCUUUUCC